Messenger RNA from Liolophura sinensis, 1633 nucleotides. RefSeq names its product ubiquitin-associated domain-containing protein 1-like. The transcript has 10 exons. The record is from RefSeq and is a predicted model, not a curated record. Lineage: Eukaryota; Metazoa; Mollusca; Polyplacophora; Chitonida; Chitonidae. The coding region runs from base 227 to 1465 and encodes 412 amino acids. Gene Ontology annotation, molecular function: protein binding. Gene Ontology annotation, cellular component: ubiquitin ligase complex.
CAUCGGGAUUUUGUACCCUGGUUGAUGCUUCCACGACGAGUGGAAACUGAACGGGAUGAAGACAUACUGGUUUUUUUGACAUAAGUUUGCGAAAAGAAUCGCUGUUGAAGAGCUCUUGUCUGGAGUUGAAGUAUAGUGUACGCUGACGCCCAGUGAGUGACAUGUCAAAGUAACCACAACAACAGCCAACAACAACAACGUCCGUGUUGAGGCUUUCGGCAGAUCUAUGUUAGUGACAGGAAACACCAUCUUCCAGCCUUCAAACAUGAGGGUUCGGAUCACUAGCAUGCGGGGUGUGGACUUUAUAUGUGAGCUGUGUCCGGACAUGACGGUGCACGAGGUUAAAGUGAAGUCAUUAGGACAUUUCCUUGGACCCGGCGAGAGCGUGAAGGAGUCUUUAUACCACAGACUAAUUCUCGUGAGGACGGGCAAAGUUCUGAAUGACGAAGCAUCCGUUAAGCACGAGGAGCUGGAGGAAAAUGGUAACUUAGAUGAGCUUCUUUUGAUCAAGAGAAGAAUCCAGCCUCUUCCUUUUGAAGUGGAGAAGAGAGAAGAGAGUGGGAAGGCACCUACACUUGAGCAGAUCCGGGAAGCCACGGCCAACAUCCCCUGUUUAAAUCACGACAGACCUCCAGAGGAUCCCCCAAACUCUGUACAUUUUCAAGCAGAGCUGAGAAAAAUUUUGAUCUCACUAAUUGAAGCUUCCCAGAAGAUAUUGUGCCUAGACCCUGAAGCAGCCAAGAUUUUCAAACAAGCAGAUGAAAUAAUGAAUGAGAAUUCGGCUGACAAGACAAAAAUAGACAAAGCUUCACUUCAGCAACUCGUGGACAUGGGAUUUCCUGAGGUCAAGGCACGGAAAGCUCUCAAGUUAAACAGGAUGAAUGUGAUGGAGGCUAUGGAGUGGUUGUUCCAGCAUGAGUCUGACCCAGACACAGAAGUCACAGUGUCUACAGAAGAACAGGAGCCUGUGUCAGAGGAAGGAGCUGUGGGAGGAUCAGACCCAGCAGAAGGGGAGCCCUCACACGUCAACAAACUGCUGGAGAACUUCAGGGCCUUCCGCAGGAGAGAGUUCAAACCUAAUUCCAGGUCUUUACAGAACCUAGUGGAGAUGGGCUUUGAUGAGAAAGAGGCUAUUGAUGCCUUACGUGUGUCUGGAAACAAUCAGGAUGCGGCGUGUGACUGGUUACUGAGUGAGACCCGACCUGUACCGGAUGACCUGGAUCAGGGACUGGACACAAGUGGACCUAUAUACCAGGCCAUCAUGGCCAACCCCACAGUACAGCUAGGACUGAACAACCCACGCAGUUUACUGGCCUUCCUGCAGAUGUUGGAUAACCCAUUCAGCACGAGUCAGUGGUUAAGUGACCCAGAAACAGGACCCAUGCUUGUGCAAAUAUCCAGAAUUUACCAUGCCGAGAAGAACUCUAACAAAUCCCAGGCUAACUCAGUACCCGUGAGCAGAUGAUAGCAGGAUAUAUGUGACAGCGAUCCUGAGGAUGAGGCUAUGAAAAAUGCAGAUAAUCAGAAUUGAUCAUGCUGAGAAUAACUUUUAAACAAAUGAUCACUGGUGCACUUAAUGCCAAUGCGACAGUGUGAUCCGGAUACAGGAUUGAACAACAGUUUGGCUUCACAA